Messenger RNA from Seriola dumerili (greater amberjack), 1810 nucleotides. RefSeq lists its product as uncharacterized. The record is from RefSeq and is a predicted model, not a curated record. Bases 251 to 1810 code for a protein of 519 amino acids. NCBI's taxonomy places the organism in Eukaryota, Metazoa, Chordata, Actinopteri, Carangiformes, Carangidae. The transcript has 10 exons.
CUAACUGAGCAGGAGAAUAAGUUUUAACUGUUGUAACUGGACUGUCCUGAGUGAACCCGCUAUUAUUCCGGAUUUUACCCAGAUUUAAUCCGGGUCUGAGGCUCCGCUGCAAACAGGAUGGUUCGGGGUUUGCAGGUCUGUAGGUCUGAAGACUGUUUAACUCCCUCUGGAGGGCAGCUGUGGAACUGCACCUGCACCACCAGCUAACAGCUAACAGCUAACAGUCCUGUGGUUGGUGUUGAGGCUGUUGAUGGCCACAGGAGUGAACUACUGGAGCUCUUAUGAACCCAGUUACAAGGUGAGUGAGAGUGUGUGGGGCGGAGAACAGGAUUCCAGCAGCGAGGAAGGAGGAGGAGGGGUCACAUGGGAAACACCUGCCAUGGAGGUCAAAGGUCAACUCAUCUUAGCACCUGACCCUCUCACCUGUCCGGACAGGAAGCAGAGGGAGCGAAUGGCAGAGCUACAGGAGAGGAGGCGGAGCCUGCAGGCGCUGCUGAGCACGCGACUGGCUGAGCUCAGACGCAUCUGUCUGCAGGAGGCGGAGCUGACAGGUGCAGUGCCCAGUGACUUCCCCCUGGAGGCAGGAGAGAAACCCCCCUGUGUCCGGCGGAGAGGGGGGGUGUCCCGCCAAGCAAACAGGAAGUGUAGAGCAGAGGAAGAAGACUGUCAGCGUUCGAAGCCGAAAAAAAAUUUAUUCAGUGGAGCUCUGAGGAAACACAGCGACUCCGAACACAACACACACAAUCAGACACACACACACCACGGCAAGAGGACUGUACACAGAGGCUGCCACACAGAUGACACAGUGAGGUCAGAGAGCAGCUCAACAUCAGACUCAACAGGACAUGACAAAGAUGAUGGUGUGUCUCAGUGUCGGCCCCCGCUGGUCUCUGCUGGUUCUCCAGUGGAGGUUUUCUACCAGAACAAAACCGGAAGGAGCUCUCUGCACAACAGAAAAAAGAACAGAUCAGCUCUUCCAGGAAGACAGAGCAUCCAGAGACUCUUCAGACCCACAAGCCCCUCCCCCUGCCUCCCUCCCACCCACCCCCCCUUCCCCNCCCCCCUUCCCCUGCAUCCUCCCCCUCGCUCUCAGGACUCCUCCUCCUCCGGCCCCUCAGAUGCAGGAGCAGUGGGUGAGGCGGGGGUCAAAGUUAACGCAGCUCAUCGCAGUAACAGCUCAGAUGGCCACCUAGACCGCAUCAACUUCCCGGAGGAGGAGGGGGGGCCACAGCAGGGAGGACUGUGGGUAAAUGGUCUGCCGGGGUCCAGAGGAACAAACGCCACUGGUGCAUUCAGGAGCUCUGAGACGCUGACGGACGGAUGGACAAGGACGAAUAACAGACCUGUGGAGGGAGGAGCGAUGGGAGGAGGGGCAGGGCGUGGAAGAGGGGGAGGAAGAGGAGUGGGGUACAGCGAGGUCCUGCUGGACUACGUCUGGGGGAAACAGCAGCUGCUGCAGCGACAGCAGUCCCAGGCCAGUAACAGACAGCCAAUCACAUCGCAGCACCAGCUGCUCUACAACGGUCACUCCUCCUCCCAGCAGCCCCCCGGAGCCCCGCCCACCUACCAUGGUCACCACAGCGACCAGCGGCGAGUCAAAGUGACCCGCACCAAAUCCUGCGGCCCCUUUCUCCCGGUGCAGCAGAGCCAGUCCGAUACCCAUAAUCCUCCUCUGUCCGCCAUCCAGCCUGAUCCCCACCCCCACCUGCUGCCUCCUCGACCCCCACAGCUGCCCCCCAACCAGGACACACAGCUGGAGGAGGCCACCAGGAGCCUCCACAAGGCCCUCGCCCUGGAAGGUAAGAACUAG